Messenger RNA from Dichotomopilus funicola, 972 nucleotides. Its product is annotated as alcohol dehydrogenase-like protein. The record is from RefSeq and is a predicted model, not a curated record. Lineage: Eukaryota; Fungi; Ascomycota; Sordariomycetes; Sordariales; Chaetomiaceae. The coding region runs from base 1 to 972 and encodes 323 amino acids. The transcript has 2 exons. Gene Ontology annotation, molecular function: oxidoreductase activity, acting on NAD(P)H.
AUGCUUAACGCAACUUGGUAUGGGCACCUAGGCGGCGCAACCAACCAAGGCGAUGACAUCGCCGGCAUAGUCGAGAAAGUCGGCGCCAAUGUCUACGAGUUCCGUCCCGGUGAUCGCGUGGGGGCCUUUCAUGAGAUGCUCACGCCGCAUGGGAGCUAUGCCGAGUAUGCGAUUGCGUGGCAGCAUAUGACGUUUCAUAUCCCUAAUGAAACGACUUUUGAGGAAGCCGCCACCAUCCCCCUAGCAGCCAUGACAGCAGCAGUAGCCCUCUACCUCCGCCUAUCCCUCCCCUCCCCUUGGUCCGCCACCGCCGAACAACAACCCCCCACGUCCACCACGCCCACACCCCUAAUCAUCUACGGCGCCUCCUCCGCCGUCGGGAUCUACGCCACGCAACUCGCCCUGCGCAGCGGCAUCCACCCCUUGCUCUGCGUCGCUGGUCGCGCGAGCGAUUAUGUAGCCGGGUUCUUGGACAGUAGCCGGGGGGAUGUGGUUGUUGAUUAUCGACAGGGGGAUGAGAAGGUUGUGGAGGGGUUGGUGAGGGAGUUGGAGAAGUAUCGUGGGGAUGGGGGGGGGGAUGUGGUGCCGGUGUUGGUGCUGGAUGCUGUGUCGGAGGGCGGGACGAUUAAAAAUAUUGGGAGGGUGCUUGAGCGGGUUGGGGGUGGUAGUGUGGAGGGUAGCAAAGGAAAAGGGAAGGUCACGCUGGUGUUGAGCGGGGCGGACGAGAAGUUGCCGGAAGGGGUGGAGAGGAGUAACACGUCGGUGGGGCAAGUGCAUAAGGCGGCUAAGGACUUUGGGUUUGUGUAUUUUCGAUACUUUGCGAGAGGGUUGCGCGAGGGUUGGUUUAAACCGCAGCGAUUUGAGGUGGUGCCUGGGGGGUUAGCUGGGAUUCAGGGCGCAUUGGAGAAGCUGAAGGAUGGGAAGGCGAGCGCAGUGAAAUAUGUGUUUCGAAUCGGGGAAACGGAGAGGUGA